Messenger RNA from Lycium barbarum (goji berry), 915 nucleotides. RefSeq names its product large ribosomal subunit protein bL12c-like. Gene Ontology annotation, cellular component: ribosome. Gene Ontology annotation, biological process: translation. The transcript has 2 exons. The record is from RefSeq and is a predicted model, not a curated record. NCBI's taxonomy places the organism in Eukaryota, Viridiplantae, Streptophyta, Magnoliopsida, Solanales, Solanaceae. Bases 72 to 641 code for a protein of 189 amino acids. Gene Ontology annotation, molecular function: structural constituent of ribosome.
AUUCCAUCCCCUUAUCCCAUUUUCACUCAAUUCUCCUCUGCUCUCUCACCCUCUUCAAAACUCUGCUAACAAUGGCUUCCACACUAUCCACCAUUACCCUUCGUUCUCCAUCUCACGUUGUUCCCUCAACUGCUAGCUCCACCGCAAUUCCUUUCCCCGCGAAAGCCUUAGAACUCCCACUCCGCACUUCGAAGCUCCUCCCCCACCGCCGCGCCACCUGCGUCCGCCCUCUCUCCGCCGUCGAAGCACCGGAGAAGGUAGUCACCCUCGGAGAUGAAAUCUCCAAUUUAACCCUCGCCGACGCCCAGAAACUCGUCGAAUACCUUCAAGACAAACUCGGUGUCUCCGCCGCAUCCUUUGCUCCGGCCGCCGUAGUCGCCGCCCCUGGAGGCGGCGCAGCCGAUGCUCCGGCUGUAGUGGAGGAGAAGACGGAAUUUGACGUGGUCAUUGAUGAAGUGCCGAGUAAUGCUAGAAUUGCGACAAUUAAGGCUGUUAGGGCUUUAACUAGCUUGGCUUUGAAAGAGGCUAAGGAAUUAAUUGAGGGUUUGCCUAAGAAAUUUAAGGAGGGAGUUUCUAAGGAUGAAGCUGAAGAAGCUAAGAAACAGCUUGAAGAAGCUGGUGCUAAAGUCUCUAUUGCUUAAUCGAACUUGUGCCUGCAGGAUUGCUACAAUGGCAGUUCAAAUUCACUAUGUAUGACAGAGUGUAGAAAUUUCCAAAAUAAGUUUACACUCAAAUGAAUUUGGGGAACAAAAACUAAAAUAGAAAAAAUGGGGACUAUUUUCAAUGUGUACGACUGGAAAUCGGAAGGGGUCGUUUGGUAAUGCCAACUUAGAUGCCAAUGAAGAAAGUAUACACAUUUUGUUAUUAAAAACAUAACAUCCAAUAUUACCUUUGGCUAGCAGGUGCUUGAAUUUU